CAUCCUAACCUGCCGGGUCGAUAAUAAAAAUGCCGUACACAGUCUGAUUAAAGUUAGAUUUAAUAGUUGUAUGUAGUUUUACUUUGAUCGAGGACUUCGCUCGUCAUUGGGCGUUUUUUAAUUGGUUAUUUGUACAAACAAAUAGCUCUAUUUUCAGUUGUGAGCAGUUAAUCAAAACAUGGCUCCAACCAUUCAGACACAAUCUCAACGAGAAGACGGCCACAGUCGGCCAUCCUCUCAUAGAACUGUGCCAGAGAGGUCAGGGGUUGUGUGUCGAGUGAAGUACUGCAACAGUCUGCCUGACAUCCCUUUUGACCCCAAGUUCAUCACAUAUCCAUUUGAUCAGCACAGGUUUGUACAGUAUAAAGCCACUUCUCUUGAGAAGCAGCACAAGCAUGAGCUCCUGACUGAGCCAGACCUCGGGGUCACCAUUGAUCUCAUCAACCCAGACACCUACCGCAUAGACCCAAAUAUACUGUUGGACCCUGCUGAUGAAAAACUGUUGGAAGAAGACAUCCAGGCUCCAUCCAGUUCAAAGAGGUCACAGCAGCAUGCCAAAGUGGUGCCGUGGAUGAGAAAGACAGAAUAUAUUUCUACAGAGUUCAACAGAUAUGGUGUUUCCAAUGAGAAAGUGGAAGUCAAGAUUGGUGUGUCUGUUAAACAGCAGUUCACAGAAGAAGAAAUCUACAAGGACAGAGACAGCCAGAUUUCUGCUAUUGAGAAAACGUUUGAGGAUGCACAAAAAUCCAUUGCACAGCACUACAGUAAACCCAGAGUUACUCCUGUGGAGGUACUACCAGUGUUCCCCGAUUUCAAGAUGUGGAUCAACCCAUGUGCUCAAGUCAUCUUUGACUCUGAUCCGGCACCUAAAGACAUAUCAGGACCAGCAGGAGUGGAAAUGAUGUCCCAGGCCAUGAUCAGAGGUAUGAUGGAUGAGGAAGGAAAUCAGUUUGUGGCCUACUUCCUGCCUAAUGAAGACACAAUUCGCAAGCGCAAGAGAGACUGUGAUGAAGGGAUGGAUUACAUGCCUGAGGAUCUGUAUGAUUACAAGAUAGCCAGGGAGUACAACUGGAAUGUCAAGAACAAAGCCAGCAAGGGUUAUGAAGAGAACUACUUCUUCAUCUUCAGAGACGGAGAUGGUGUUUACUACAAUGAGCUUGAGACAAGGGUGCGUCUCAGCAAGAGGAGAGCCAAGGCUGGAGCACAGUCUACUACAAACGCUGUGCUGGUGUGUAAGCACAGAGACAUGAACGAGAAGGAACUUGAAGCCCAGGAAGCUCGUAAAGCUCAGCUGGAGAACCAUGAGCCAGAAGAUGAAGAGGAAGACAUGGACUUGGAUAAGGACUUGCAGGAUUCUGGUGAUGAGAAAGAUAAGGGCAGCGGCAGUGAGGCAGAGAACUCCGGCAGUGAAUCUGAGAGGGAAGAGGAAGAGCAGGAACAAAGGGCAGAUGAAGAAGAAGAGGAUGAGGAUCGCGAGAAGCGGAGGAGGAAGCCAAGCGCCAGCGGAAGCGAGAGCGGCGAGGAGAGGACCAGAGAAAUGCGAGACGAGGAAGAGAUCUUCGGCAGCGACGACGACAGCGAGGACAACGAGGACAACGAGAACAACAAGAACUCAGCCAGGAGCAGCGGGGACGAGGGCAGCGGGAGCGAGGACGAAGGAGGGAACAGAGGAGGCAGCAGGAGUCGCAGCGCCUCUCCAGCACACAGCGACCGCAGCAGUGACCAUUCGGAGACCCGGGCUCAGAGUGGAAGUGGAAGUGAGAGAGGCUCAGAUUCCAGUGAUGCCAGUGACAGUGAAUAAGAUCUGUGGCUUGGACAGCAGGGUGAUGGCCAUCUUUCUUACCUGUAAGUUCCGCUCCAAACACGGCAGUGCUACCCUGUCACUGACCUUAAUAUUAGCGCAGGCCUGGGAAUUUAGUUUCUUGAUGAUUGCAUAUAAAAUGCAAAUUUGAGCUUGAGAUGCUCAUUGGUUUUGGACCGGCGACAUCUCUCUUCAACUCAGUUUUUAAUUGUAGAUUUCAUUCUCACAACAGUAGCUAUUUGUACACCAUUCCUCUGUUUUUGUUUGUCAGAUAUUCC
This is a messenger RNA of Centropristis striata (black sea bass), 2079 nucleotides long. RefSeq names its product PAF1 homolog, Paf1/RNA polymerase II complex component (gene paf1). Gene Ontology annotation, biological process: transcription elongation by RNA polymerase II. The coding region runs from base 179 to 1801 and encodes 540 amino acids. The transcript is spliced from 14 exons. Gene Ontology annotation, molecular function: RNA polymerase II complex binding; chromatin binding. Lineage: Eukaryota; Metazoa; Chordata; Actinopteri; Perciformes; Serranidae. Gene Ontology annotation, cellular component: Cdc73/Paf1 complex. The record is from RefSeq and is a predicted model, not a curated record.